UCACAUGUGUUGUUCUGUGUGACGAGCUGAAGAUCAUUUUGUGUGGAAAAUAUUUUGGAAAACUUCACAGCAAAGAACCUAAAACCCCCAGUUAUACAGAGACAAUGCCGUCCACAGAAAAGCUACUGCAUUUCUUGUCAAGUGCAUUUGUAAGUGCAGCCGGUGUGGCUGUUUUGGGUUAUGGGAUGUCUACAAAUUGGGCUGAAUCCACUCUCAGCUGCUCACCCAUUACAAGUGAUUUAUUCAAUGGGACUGCCAAGCUCAAAAUCCGUCUUUUUAAUGGCACUGAGGAAAAAAAUUCCUGCCCGAGGUUUGAUCAAUUUGGAGAAUCUGUUCAAGUGUUUCAGCGUCUCAUAUCAGUAGGUGGAGCUCCAAUUAUCCUGCAUGGUCUGGUUGUGGCCCUGUUGGUAGUGGCUCUUUUGGGGUCUGCAGGCAGUAUUCUUGUCACUCUGUAUAACAGCUUCAGUAAUCCAUAUCAGACCUAUAUGGGACCAAUAGGGCUGUACGCAUGCAGUGGACUCAGUGCAUGUGUGGCGACCCUAGCACUGAUCCUGUAUGUGCUGAACGUGUACCCGGUUCAGAUGUUCCAGGCGCUUGUGUUUGCCAAAGCGGAAAACGUAAGGUUAAGGCAAGAGAAGACUGAACUGCUGGUGGGAUUCUUCCUUCUGAUACCGUACAUCUGCGCCAACAUGAUCGCCAUCCUGGUGGUCUUUCUGUACGUCCACACCGCACAGACACGCCGCAAAGUGCAGGAGAAACCCACAGAGGAUACACCGCAAGAUAUCAUGAUGUUCUAACACUGCAUCACAAACUCACAGCCAUCAAUUCCAAUCCUGCUCAACUUCAAGUUAAGUUCAUUAUUUUGAUACUGCCACAUUAACUGCAAAGUGAUUUGCAGCAAUAAUCUGAACUGAAAUAGAAUUUAACUAUGGCCACAGAGUUGUAGUAGUUUCAGUGGCCCCAAAAAGUAUUUGGACACUUAAACUCACACUGACUGUCAUUGCAUUACAUAACGAAAUAUCAAACCAAGUGGCAGCUGCAAACAAAUAAUGCUAGAACUUUCUUUUUUUUUUACUUUGAAACAACUGGUUAUUUUUAAUGGAUGUAUGAAGUCACUUCCCCUCAAGUUUACAUGAUGGACAUGUUCCAUUAACAUAUGAUGACCAGAAAGUGUCCAAAGAAUUUUUGUCUUCAUUUUGGACAGUAUAUCUACUGUUUUAUAACUUUAACCUUAGAAAGUUGUUUUUUUUUUUUUUUAAUGAAAUGCUUUGCUUUAAGAUAAACACUACUUGGUGAAAUAUUUUGUUAUCUAAUGCAAUGACACUCAUGCAGACCUUGUGUGGAGAAUAUACAAGCUCCAAAUUCUUUUAAAGAUGCUUCAUAAAUAUAAUUUAUCUGUCUUUAAUAAGACCUUAAAAUCAUAUAAAUGAUGCAUAACUGGUUAUUAAGAUAUCAUGUUCCUUCUCUUAAUGCUU
Molecule: messenger RNA, 1475 nt
Organism: Myxocyprinus asiaticus (Chinese sucker)
Lineage: Eukaryota; Metazoa; Chordata; Actinopteri; Cypriniformes; Catostomidae
Product: clarin-3-like
Exons: 3
Coding region: 105-797 (230 amino acids)
Source: RefSeq, a predicted model, not a curated record